ACCCCACCCAAGAUGGCAUCGAGUUGUGAAGUGGAGUUUUCCUUUGAUUACAAAUCUCGAGGCGAAUCUAAGCAGCUGAAAGCCAGCUUGCCUAUUCCUUAUGAAGGGAAUAUACGAGAAACUGCAGCUAGACUGAUGACCAUCAACGAGAUACCCUCCCAUCUUUUUGAAGAAGAACUCGUUUCAGCUCUGGGGGCUUUUAUCAGUGAAGAGACGAGAAAAUGGAGAGAUAGGAUAGGAGAUGACGCCAUUUUGAAAGCUUUUGAAGGAGGCACUAUAGACAAACAAGUGAACGAAUGGGUUUCUAGAUAUACUCAUAACCACGCCCACUUUACAACCCUCAAGAAGGUACCGGACGACCCAUUCCCUUCCAUAUACCUCCAGCUAGUCCAUUCUCCCGCCUUGACGACACUACUCCAAUUAGAGCACACCUACAGCCUAUCAAUGAAUGACAUUAGCAGUGCCGCGAGAAACGCCGUCACUAAUAUGCACAAAAAACAUGACAAAGAGUUAGAAAACAUGUUACAAAAGACAGAUACUGAUGUCAAUAAAUUAAUGAGACAACACGUGUUUGAGAAGAAGGAGUUGGAGGAUAAAUGGAUGCUUGAAAUUAAUGAGCAACAAAACGUACAGAAGAGAGAAUACCGAGACUGGUUGAGCCGCCUCCAUGAAGAACUCUACGAAGAAACAACUACAACUGGAGGAGGAGGAGGGGGAAAGAAACAAAAAAGUAGGAAGAAAUCUGCAUUGGCUGAGCUACAGUCCAACCAGCAGCCGAUGAUGAUAGAAGAUGUACAACUACCAAAUGAGAGGAUGGAGGAAAGUUUCACGAUCUACUUGGGUGCACAGCAGAAAAGCUCCCACAGCCUAAGACUAAUAUGCAGCAACAUUAUAUCAUAUUGUACUGAUUCCAGAGACCCAGCUGCUGCUAGUGCCGACAUUGCAGGUAGUAUGAGACUCAACCCACGAAGAAUAGAGACAGCAGUAUCACUGUACAGUACUGAACUGACGGCAUUGAUACUGAACACUGACCGAGAGAUCAAUACCAUAUCUGGACUGAAAGAAGUUUUUGCUGAUUGUUGUCGUCUCUCGACCGACUUUCAUUUUCCGUCGAUUGAUGAGCAGCUGCUGACAGUCCAAGGAUUUGCAACUGAAAUAAAAGAAACACGAGAGACAAUGAAAGGAGAGAAAGUGGGCGGAGACUCUACUGACACCACCUCCCCUAAUAAGAUUAAUUUUGAAUCUAGUCUUAGUAACAUGAGCCUUUCGCCAGACAGGAGCUCAGCUAAUUCUUCUCUUCUUGGCAGUCUCAGUAAUCCAGGAUUGUCUCCUAAAUCCGUUUCAUCACUUGAGACGGACGAGGGCGUGACACUUGAGCCAGGUGAUUUCUAUAUAACUCGUCACUCCAAUCUAUCACAAGUCCAUGUUAUAUGUCACCUGGUCUCAGACGAUAAAGCGAUACUGAAUCCAUCUCUGAACACAAGACAUCCCAUAAUGUUGGGACUACGGAACAUCCUCCGUACUCUAGCGAGAAACAGAAUACAUAAAGUUAUAAUUCCGUUAUUACUGACAGAUCAGAUGAAACCAGAUAUGACGAUUAACUGGUGUCUGAAGAGAGCUGAACUGGUUUUUAAAUCCGUCAAAGGGUUUCUGCUUGAGAGUACCACAUGGCAGUCCGAUCAAACCUGGACAGUCCAGUUCCUGUUACCAGAAGGUAUAUCUGAUGAUGGUUUUGAACAGAUCAGUGAUUUAUUGUCUAAGACUUAUCGUACCUCAAUCUCAAGGUCUCUGAGUGGAAACACUUCCGGAGUUAGAAUAGUUAAUUAAAAACACAUGCAGGAAAAGCAAUUGUGUUUUAUUAUUUAUUUUAUCACUUAUUAUUAAUUAAUUAUGCUGAUUUUAUUUGUACAUUAUUAAUAUUGAAUUUAAGUGAAAGUUCAUCUGUCAUGUGAUCCA
Molecule: messenger RNA, 1956 nt
Organism: Amphimedon queenslandica
Lineage: Eukaryota; Metazoa; Porifera; Demospongiae; Haplosclerida; Niphatidae
Product: protein C12orf4 homolog
Exons: 13
Coding region: 13-1827 (604 amino acids)
Cellular component (GO): cytoplasm
Source: RefSeq, a predicted model, not a curated record